AAAAGGAAGUUGUUACUGUAUAGUUUAUGAAAAAGGAUAUUUUUAUACACGUGGAAACAUUAUUUGUGAAAUGAUUUAAUUGUGAUCGAAAUUCUUUGGAAUUGGAUUGAUACAUAUAAUGGUACCGACAAUGGCGCCAAAUGAUGGAAUAACAAGUCCUAAGGAUGAGAGCAAGUUGUUGAUGCACAGUUGUGUUGAUGACAAGAGUGUAACAACGACAACUAUACCAAUCAUGGAAGACCAUCACCACUCCACCCGGCGCCAUUACUGGGUCGUUGCUAGCGUCGUAUUGAUGUACUGGUCCAUUUCCAUCUCGAUGGUAUUCCUGAAUAAGUUCAUUCUCAGUGGUUCAUUUGGGGAAGAGGAUCUUACCAUAUUCGCUGCCUGGUUUCAGAGUAUCGCUGCGGUUGGGUUUAUUUGGGGCGUCAGUCUUGGUGGGCGAAAGUGUAAAAUCAAGAUACCAAAAAUUGAACCCAACCAGCUGUAUUCACAAACUAUGAUAAUGUUGUCAAUGGCUUCAGUUUGUUGCUUGACAUUCAACAAUUUAAUGCUUAAACAUAUAGGUGUUGCAUUUUACCAAGUGGCACGGUCGUUCACAAUUAUAUUUACAAUCAUUUUUUCUGCCGUAUUUUUAAAGAAAGGAUUAACAACACGUGCGGUGUGUUCCUGUUUGUUAGUUGUGGCUGGAUUCUUUAUCGGAAUCGACCAAGAAGAUGUGUCAGGUACGCUAAGUGUUAAAGGCGUUAUAUACGGUCUCAUGUCGAGCCUCUCGGCAGCUGUGUCAGGAAUUCUAUUUAAGAAAGCUGAGAGUUUGUUAGAACGAGACUCCUUAAAGUUAGCAUAUUACAAUAACAUGAACUGUGUGCUACUGUUUUUGCCACUUGUUCUGGGUUCGGGACAGUUUGUGUCUGUGUUUCGGUCGGAAUUCAUCUACCAGAUAAACUUUUGGCUCAUACUUUGCUUCACCGGCGUCCUUAGUCUCUGUAUAGGUUGGGUGAGCGCGCUGCAGAUCAAGCAUACAUCACCUAUUGCGCAUCAUCUUAGCAUCAAUGCGAAGUCCGUCUGUCAGACUGUUCUCGCCGUGCUGUUCUACCAGGAGACAAAAACUAUGUACUGGUGGCUGGGGAACUUCCUAGUAGUAGCCGGAGUACUGUUUUACACGUUGUCAAGAAUUUUGGAAGAUUCAAAAAGAUCUAAGGACGUGACCAUAAAUGGACAAUUGCCGAUUACGAACUCAAAACCACACGCUAAUGGGCAUACAAAGGAUUAGCUGUUUCUUACUUUUUUAUGUAUAUUUAUAUCUGGUUAUUUGUUAUUAUUGUUGCGAUUUUUUUUAACAGAGUAAAUACUCCUUGACAAAAUAGUCAGUUUUAUAUAAAAGUUAACGUUUCUAUACUUCCUCUUGUUUUUUUUUGUAUAUAUAUGGAAAUUGUUCAUAGUAUUGGAAAAAAACAUAUGGUCAGAACAAACUGUUCAAAUGGCUUUAUAUCACUAUAAUAAUAAAACGACUUUUGUAUGUUUCUUUGUAAAAUAUCAAGAAUUAACAUGAAGCUAAAUAUUAAAAUAGGGAUUAAUUCCACAAUUUGUAAUUAACAAAUUUGUUUAAAAAAAAAGGCAAAUCAAUGAAAUCCAAAAUUCAUGAGAGAUUUAUUUGUUUCUUGCUUUUACAUAUUUUCAUGUUUAACAGAUAUAAAUGUAAUAGUUAAAUGGCUAGAUAUUGAAACUAUUCAUGAGCUCUCUGGCUAGAGUGUAUCAUUUUAAUUACGAGGUUAGAAGGGUACGUAACUUAUUUGUACUAUUAUUAGCUUAACAGUUCUAUUACAAUUGUGCAGAUAAAUAACAAAGCUGUUCACUUAUAUACACACUUGCUAUUGAACUUUGUCCUUGACAACAUUAUACAAAACAGUCACAUUACGUUUAGGAUUAAUAUUAAAUUAAAAAAAAAAUCAGUGAAGUUUUUUUUUAAUCUAUGUUUUGGGUUUUAGGACCCAUAGAAAAAAUGUUAUAGCCAUCUGCCUAUUGGCCAACAUGUUUGUUGACAGUGAUGAAAUUUUUGUUUUUCAUGAAAAUGGCGAUGGUUAUUUUAAACCAUGCAAUACUUUAUACAAAGCAAAAUAUUUUUUUAAUUUAGCAUAAUUCAUUUUAGCAAGUUGUGUGUGUAGUUACUAUUGCAUAUUUUAAAACUAUGUCCAUGUGCAUUUUUUUUUGUGAUGAGGGAUAUCAUGUCACUAGUAAAACUAGUCUUUGGUUUAACAGUUAUGAAUACUAUAAUUAUUAGGGUUGUUCUGCAUUAUUUUAAUUACAUGUGUACAUUGCAUCAAAUAACCAGUAAAUCCCUCUAACAAUUUUUCAAGUCUUCCAGUUUUUUUUCAGAGUUUAAGUUCAAGAGUUAAAGUGUAGUGCUAGUUAUCCAUUAACAUCAUCAUUGUGUAUACAAAUAUCUGGUACUGAAACUCUAUGCAUCAUAAGAUAUUUUCCGGGAAUGAAAUGGAUAAUGAAUAAAAAUGUCAAGAAGCAUUGACAAUAUUCGUGUCUACUGACAAUCACACGUGUGUAUCAUGGCCCGUAAUUCGGGCUUUAAAGGGACUAUACACCAGAUGAUACAAUUGCAAGGUAAAAAAGAAAAACAUUCAAACACUUACAUAAAAUUGAUAUUGUUGUGCACAAUGCAUUCAAUCUUACAUACCGAUCAAUCACAUAGCUUAUGACACAUGUAUCUUCUCAUAUUUUUUUACAUAUUUUUCCAAUUCCAAGAGACAACGACAAAAUAUUCUUUUAAACAUGUAAAAUAAUGUAUUAUCCACCUCAUACUUGCUGAUUUUGACAAUUCUAGGCUUGUCUUGUGGAAAUAAUAUCUGCCAAUUUAAGGGCCAACUGGUGUCUUGCCUGUUUAAAAAUAUGCUUUGUUAGGCCCCUUUUACAAUUUUAAUUAACCGAAAUGGAUGAAUAAAUAUCGAAAACAGUGGUCAACAAUAGUUGAUCACCGUAAAUCUUUUAGGACUCACCAGUCAUUUAAUAUUUGUGCGUUUUCAGCUAUUAAACAGACAGCUACAAUUAUGUUAUCAGUAAUUGAUAUUUUCCAUCAAUACAUUAUUUAGUUAUUAAAGUAGUUGAGGGUUUAUCACUCAAAAUUUAUGUUUGUUAUACAUUUGUAUGUAUUGAUUUUGAACAUGAGUGUCACUUUAAGGAAGUGUCAGAAAGUUUUAUCAUAAGUGAAUUUUUGUUGAAUUGAAAAAUAUAUUUUGUGGUAGUCUGCUUUCACACUUUUUCUUUUUCAAGACUGUAAUGAACAAAUGCUUUAAAUGUUAGCUUAAAAUCAAAUACACGAUUUCUGGCAGCAUUCAGUGCAAAAAGUUGUUAUUUUUCUGUUUCAUGAAUGUUGAAACUUCUUCGAAUAUUAGUUACGUUUGUAUGCCAAAUCUUGCUGAACAUUUGCUUAUUUCUGAUAUUAUACCUUGUGCAUAAAUUUGAUAAAAAUGUGUUAAUAUUUUAAAGUUCACUAUUAUUCUCAUUUGUCAAACACUUAUUUAAUAUUUCAUGUAUAUUUCAAAAGAAAACUGUAUACAGCUGUUUGAUAGACUGGCAAUUAUGUAACGGCUACUGUAUGUGGGGUGAGCGCCCCUCCCUGCCUCAAUAAUUACGUAAUUUUGGAGAAUAAAAUCCACAAAAUACACCACUUCAGACUGAUAAUAGCAACAACAAAGUGUCAUCAUUUAAACUAAAUAUUUCAGUUCCUGGGAAGGGCACCUGUCCAAAGUUAUACCCCAAGUAAAAAUGGGCCAUAUGUCAAAUCUUGGAUCAUAAUUUCAUCAAACUUGAAAUUUGAAAAAUAAAAUUACUUUUUUUCACAUAAAUAGCAUCUAAAGUGACUAUAUAGUAGUAUAGAUACAUUUGUACAAUAUUGGUAAAGGUGUCUUGAAUUUGAGCCUCACAUGGCCACUGUUCUCUUGGCUCUCAGAAGGACUCCAGUACAGAUCCAAAACUAUCAGGUUAUGACUUUUUUGACAAUCAAGUUGAUAUCAAUCAAUAACUAGGCAUUACAACACCAAAAAACAAUGAAUAUAAAAAAGAGAACACUGAAUGAUUCACUUGUUAUAUGACUAUUAAGUGUGAAUGAGUUACUGCACUUUGAAAUCAAAUGCAAGUGGUUUGAACACAAAUGCCCUGAUUGCAUGAUAUAUGAAUCUAAUCCACACUCUCAUGUCUUCAACAUUUGUUAUUAUUGAAUAUUUGGAUUCAACAUCAUUUUCAAGUCCUUGAGACACAGGGAGGUUAAGGUUUUCACGAGCUGUUCACAAUUCACCCCUUACAGUAACAAGUAACAAUGCAUGUAUAGGAUUUCCCUAGCUCAUCGUCAUCAAAUAAAAUCAUUAUUCUGAAUUAAAGAUAUAUUAUCUUUCACUAAGCUCAAUGAGUGAGUGCAAGUCCUACAUGGUGAAAUGUUAUGGUAAGGUUAAAAGAGGCUCUUUUCUAUUCUGAUCCGACGCCUAAUGAAUUCUUCAAUUACUCAAAUGCAAAUGGGUUUUACACAUGCCAAUUUCUUGCACGAAAAUAUGCAUGCAAUUUGAGAUGAUUUUUCAAGCUAAUAUCAACAAUAAGUGUAUGUAAAUAUAGUUCUAAAGCUUGUCUACUAUUUUUUGAUAUUUUGAUCUGAUGUCAUAUUUGUUUUUUUUUAAAUAUUGCAAGCUUAAGUAUUUAUCUUACUGUAAGUAGCAUUAAAUAACGUUAUUACAGGUGUCAGAGAAAUGAGUUUUUAAGACCUUCGCUGUGAAAGAUUUUAUUCACACAAUGGUAUCAUUCAAUAUGUUAAUAUUCCACUUCGUUGCGGGUUGAAAUUUGCACAAGCCCACAAGCCCUGCACUGGUAAAACGCUUUCCUGGCUUGCUCAAACUCUAGGUUUUAUACAGCAGGGCUUGUUAAAAAAUGUAAUGCCAAGCACUAGUGUUAAUUAAGAAUUCAGGCUUGUUUAUCCAAAAGACUCAUUUCGAAGCCUGCUAUUGGUUCAUUUUUAUCAUAAAUUUGCUGGUUGGAAAUGCUUAAAUUUCUAGACAUUGGCUUUUAUCUAGGACUAAGAUCAAAAAAGAAAUUGUUGAUAGAAAUUGUUAAGUUACUAGUUGGUGCCAUUAUAAUUUAUAUAGUUUGUUGUGUUAUGAUUCUUCUGUUAAAUUAGCCAAAAUUAUGAGGGGUUUUUUCAUGUUAACUAUUUAUAUUGUUUUUUAAAUGCAAAGCUUAUGUUAAGCCUUUGUUAAAUUUGGGCUGAUUUUUCAGAACUUUAUAAAAGUUAACAACAUUGUUAAUGUCAUUUUUGUUAACUUUAACAUCUUUGCUACUCUGGAAAUUUCAUGGACACACUUAAAAUGUGACCUGCAGAAUUUGUAGCAAAUAUUUCAACUGUGCAUGUUUUAUUCAAAUAUAAAUAAUGAGCAAAUCACAAACUAUUUCACCUUUUCAAAUAAACAACGAAAAUAAACAACGAUGCUAUUAACAAAGUUCUGAAAAAUCCGCCCAAUACUAUUUUACAACAAAUGAACUGCGAUGGAUUUUGGCGUCAUAUCUUAUAUUUUGAAAGGAAAGAAAUGGAAAGUUAAUUUGAACUUUAAAACACAUAAAAGUUUAGGGAGCUUCCGACACAAGAAACAGCGACUUCAUUUUACUUGUUUAUUAAACAUAUAGACUGUAACACAUAGUUCUGCAUGUUGCGGUUCAAAUAUUUUUCUUUUACUUUUGACAAUAUUUACAUUCAUUUGCUUCUUCGUUACGGCACACUGUAUUUCACAUGUGUCUUAUAAGUUUAUUUGUAAAAGUUCAUAUUAUUUUUGUUACAAUCGUGCAUCUUGUUAAAUGUUGCAAAUAGCUAGAGUACUAAUAUUUUAUUUAUGCAUAAUUAUUUGAUUAACGAUAAUGCUUUGUUAACAAAAUACUUGCAGAUUUUAUACUCCAGUGUGAAGUACAUGUAUUGCAAAAUGACGUUAUUAGAAUGUAUUUACCAAAGUAAAGGAUCAAAUGUGACACAAGUCGCCUAACCAUUAAUUCUGGUAAAUGCAUUAUAUUAACCCUUUACCUGGCUUAGUGGUCAAGAUUAUAUUUUCCCUAUUUGCUUAUCUUCUAUUUAAAUCUACCAAUUCACCAGAUGAAAAUCAGUAACAACUGACUGCUGAUUUACAAAAAUAUAAGAAAGAAGCCCACCCCUUUAGACAAAAUAUAAUUUCGACCACUUACCCAACAAAAAAAAGAAUGAUGUUUGGCGUUAAAAGAGGCUAGCUGGAUCUUGCAGAAUGAUUCCUUGGGAUAUGAUGACAAAUCUGUCUGAUCUCACUUGAACCUUCAAAACGGUCAGUUAAGAAAUUAUUUUUAUAAUUAAGAGAAAGUAACAGCUGAUUGACUGGAUGGAUUGUUGUGACUUCCAGUAUCAAAUACUUUAUAAGUAUUUGCCGACUCUGCUAUCAAAAGCCGUAACAGUGCUUGUUUUUUGUUUUAUUUUAUGAGUUAAUAUAUUUUGCAUGAUAUUGCAUCCAUCAAACUUAGCAGGGCUCAUAAAAAAAAACAAGGAAAAAAAAUAACUGUACAAGUCUCACUGGAUUGGUCAAAUUCGGUUGGUCAUUGUUAACAUGAAUCAGUGCUGUUCAAGUUAUGGAAUCAUGCGGCCAGAAUUUAUUCUUGGCUAUAUGAAGCAAGUUCCAGUUUGCUCUUCAAAGUAAAAUGUGUUUCAUGUUUGAAUUUGUUUUUCUUUCCAGAAUGUCUUUCAUUAUGCAUCGAUCACAAAUUUUUCAUAUUCAGUCGAAACCCAUUUGCUCGAACUCGCUGGGCUCAAUUACCUCGUUGGCUUAAACUAGAUGUAUAGGACCAAAUUUUUUCCACUGAAUGUAACAAAUCCCGCUUGGCACGAAUAUCACCGAGGCUCGCGGUAUUUUCACCAGCCCCUCAAAGUUCAAGCCUAAAGGUUUCGACUACAGUUAUCUAGUUCAGCCAAGUUGAUGGCAUUGUCUUACAAUUAUAAGCAUUUUUGUCAUGUCAAUUUUAAACAAAUAUGAUUGUCAUAAUGUUACCAUGACAAUGUUAUUGUUUAUGAAUGAUAGCUGCUCAAAAAUCAACAAAUAUCAUUCUUCUAGUUAUUAUGAUAAAACAAUAAUAUUUGUGACAACUAUGGCACAGCCUGAUGUUUGUAGUAAUCUUGUCGACAUUGCCAUUAAAUAUGCAAUUAUCA
Messenger RNA from Mya arenaria, 7204 nucleotides. RefSeq names its product GDP-fucose transporter 1-like. NCBI's taxonomy places the organism in Eukaryota, Metazoa, Mollusca, Bivalvia, Myida, Myidae. Gene Ontology annotation, molecular function: antiporter activity. The record is from RefSeq and is a predicted model, not a curated record. Gene Ontology annotation, biological process: protein O-linked glycosylation via fucose; GDP-fucose import into Golgi lumen. The coding region runs from base 119 to 1270 and encodes 383 amino acids. Gene Ontology annotation, cellular component: Golgi apparatus. The transcript has 2 exons.